AUGUCCCGGUUCUCUCUCAAAGGUCGAACGGCUCUGGUGACAGGGGGCGCUCGGGGAUGCGGUCUUGCGUUCGCGGAGGGCCUCGCUGAAGCCGGCGCAGACGUUGCGGUGUUCGACAUCAUAGACCCGAUUGAAGGCUUCCACCGCAUCGCCAGUAAACACGGCGUCAAAACUGCAUUCUACAAAGUAGACGUAAGUUCCAAGUCGUCGUUAGAGAACGGCUUCGCCCAAUUCAGUAAAGAAUUCGAGAAUAAGCUGGACAUCUGCGUUCCCUGCGCCGGCAUCAACCGACAUCUCACGUUCCUGGAAUACACCUACGAAGCCCACCAGGAGCUUCUGUCGACCAACGUUAUGGGCCUGUUUUUCACGGCGCAGCUGGCGGCUAAACAGAUGAUUGCCAACGGGACCAAGUGCGGCAGCAUCGUGCUGGUUGCGAGCAUUGCGAGCUACAUGGCUAUUAAGGACCAGAAUAGCUCGGCGUAUUGCGGGACCAAGGGGGCGGUUCGGGCCAUGUGUCCCGCUAUCGCGAAGGAGCUGGUGCCUUAUGGAAUCAGAGUAAAUUCGGUGUCCCCUGGAUACGUACGGACAGAGAUGACUGCCGCUUUCCCUCACCUCGUUGAGAAAUGGAAGACCGACAUCAUGAACCACCGGCUGGCGGAACCCGAUGAUAUCAUGGGUGCCUGCGUGUUCUUGGCAAGCGAUGCCAGUUCGUAUAUGACGGGUCAAGAUAUCUGCGUUGAUGGAGGGGUUACGAAGUGGUAG
Messenger RNA from Paracoccidioides brasiliensis Pb18, 762 nucleotides. RefSeq lists its product as uncharacterized. Gene Ontology annotation, molecular function: oxidoreductase activity, acting on the CH-OH group of donors, NAD or NADP as acceptor. The transcript has 5 exons. The coding region runs from base 1 to 762 and encodes 253 amino acids. The record is from RefSeq and is a predicted model, not a curated record.